Ostertagia ostertagi is the source of this 1200-nucleotide messenger RNA. The record is from the annotation of a GenBank genome assembly. NCBI's taxonomy places the organism in Eukaryota, Metazoa, Nematoda, Chromadorea, Rhabditida, Trichostrongylidae.
AUGGUCCUCAAGUGUCUGAGCGAUCUUGGACUUUGCGGGGAUAAGGAACGGGAAGAACUGGAUGUGGAAAUGCUGACGUUUGAGAAGUUUAUCCGUUUAUAUAACAAAAUUUGUCCGCGCUCAGAAGUUCAGGAACUCUUUGUGAAAUUGAGUGGUCAAAAGGAAUAUCUGACACGAGACAGGUUGACUAAUUUCUUGAAUGAAGAGCAACGUGAUCCACGCUUGAAUGAAAUUCUCUUUCCUUUCUUCGAUAACACUCGGACGCAAGUAUUAAUAAGCAAAUAUGAGCAGGACAACAACUAUAUCGAUAACGGAAAAAUGUCCGGCGACGCGUUUCUUCGCUUUCUGAUGUCGGAUGAGAACUCCCCUGUGUUCCUAGAUCGUAUUGAUAUGUAUCAAGAUAUGGAUCAGCCGCUUUGUCACUAUUACAUUAAUAGAGCUCGAUUGUUGGGACGCGGUAAGCUGGAGAAAAAAGGCAGAAGCACGAUAACUCACCUAUGUGAAAGGCCAUGUGUACUGGACGUUCUUCUCAAGGAUGUUUUGUACCAAAUACGUGAUACUGCGUUCGAACGAUCUGAUUUCCCAGUCAUUUUGUCGUUUGAGAAUCAUUGCUCCAAGUCUAAUCAACUCAAAAUGGCGAAAUAUUGUAUGGAUAUUUUUGGAGAUAUGCUGCUAACCAAACCAUUGGAUGAUUUCCCGCUUGAAGCGGGAGUUCCUCUUCCUUCUCCAAAUCGUUUGCGUCGGAAGAUUCUGAUCAAAAACAAGCGAUUGAAGCCGGAAAUUGAAAAGCAUCAGCUUGAUCAGUUUCUCCGCGAAGGAAAGCUGGACGAAGAGGAUGAGAUCAUUGAGACUCCAGAAGUGGUUGGCGAGGAUUCAGUGUCGCCCCUCGACUGCUGUGAAGAGGAUGAUGGUGAUGAUACAUCCGAUGAAGACGAUCCUUCUGUACAGUCGUCGUCCAAUGUCAGCACCGCCACACCUGGACAUUCAUCUCGACCAUCACUGGAAUCAUCUCAAGUGCAACCUGCCCCUCCACUGCUUGCUCCACUCGAUCGUGCACUCAGUCACAAACUCAUGAUUCGAUCUCCUCGCUUCACCCUACGAGCGAUUUCUAUGAAGGGGCGACAACCGCUAGGUGCGUGUGCGCGGGCAAAGUGCAUGUCGGAUGAGGGUGUGGAGCCAUUUCUCAUUUCCAAACGUUGA